GUUAGUGAUGUUCCUGGAACAGCUUGUGCAGCAUUCUGGCUCAUCUGUACUCAGAAAAAUGGUUGAAACCCCAACCUUUAUUGUCCAUGCACACAAAACCCGCCUGCAGGUGUGGAAUCAUUUGACGGGCCUUCUAGUGUUUCCCUCAUAGCUUGGCGUUCACACCUCCCAUUCUUCUACUGCCUGUGGUUCACACAAACACCCGGGCGCCGCUCUGUGUUCUUGCCAGAGACGCACAAAGACGCACAGCAAUGGCCUCCAUGGGGUUGCAGAUUGCCGGUUGCGCCUUGGCGCUCUUCGGUUGGAUCGGGGUUCUCAUCGUCUGCGCCCUGCCCAUGUGGCGGGUCACGGCGUUCAUCGGCAACAACAUUGUGACCUCGCAGAUCAUGUGGGAGGGCAUCUGGAUGAGCUGCGUGGUGCAGAGCACCGGCCAGAUGCAGUGCAAGGUGUACGACUCCAUGCUGGCGCUGAGCAAUGACCUCCAGGGCGCCAGAGCUUUGGUGGUGGUUUCCAUCGUCGUCGGCAUCGUGGGACUCCUGAUUGGUUUCGUCGGGGGAAAAUGCACAAACUUCAUUCCGGAGGAGAAGGCUAAGGCGAAGGCCUCGGUGGCUGCAGGAGCCAUCCUGAUCGUCAGCGGAGUCCUCUGCCUCGUUCCCGUUUCCUGGACGGCCACCAUCAUCAUCCAGGACUUCUACAACCCUCUGGUGAUAGACGCGCAGAAACGAGAGAUCGGGGCGUCUCUGUACAUCGGCUGGGGCGCCGCGGCGCUGCUGAUCCUGGGAGGGGGGCUUCUGUGCGCCAGCUGCCCCCCAAAGGAGGAAAACGCCCCCUCUGUGAAGUAUCUGCUGAACAGACCGGGAGGAAACAGCGAAGGAGAGUCGUACCGAUCAUCAUCACCGACGAAGACGUAUAUUUGAGACAAACUGGAAUUUGGACUCAAACACAAAAUCUUACUGAGUAUUUUUGGUCGAGUUUCUACUGGAAACAUCUCAGCACACUUGAAAUAGGACAAAACUAACUUACAUGCAACUUUUCAUCAAGAUAUAAGUGCUGGUUGUAAGUGAAUAAUUCCCUAAUAUAGGUUUUUAAAAGCUCUAUUUCCACUUUCGCCUGAAGCAAGACGUUUUCCCAUAAUCUGCCAAUGCAACUAAAACUUAAAUAACCUAAACAAACUUCUAUGUCUUUCUGAAAAGUUACUUGUAAGUCAGUUUUAUCUUAUUUCAAGUGAACUAACAUACUUGCACUAUAAACUCAACCAAAAAUUCUUGGUAAGAUUUUUAAUUUUCGCAGUGAAGGACGACAUUCAAGCAGCACAAAGACGAAAAAAACUUUUUUUCAACCUGCAGUGAAGGAAAUCAACACUUUGUCUUAUGACAAUCAAACCGUUUUGCAUUAAAACGGUUUAGUUUCAAGUUGUACUGUUCUGUAUUUUUUAUUCAUUUUGGAAAAUGUUUUUUUAAGUUAUUCUUUUCCAUUAAAAGGACCUUUUGUUUGCUGGCGUUAAGCACCAGCAGGUGAUAUUUAAACCAAACACAGCAGGAACCAGUUUGGCCGGUACUUACCAGAUCAAAUCCCAGGAACAAAAGCAGUGACUCAGGGAAUCACAAUGCCGUCCAUUUGUCCGACAUUCACGCAGAAAGGACAGUAAUUAAACCAAAAACUGAGACUUAUGCAGCUUAAAUCUGCACAAAACGGUUUUUAAAAGAUGUUUUUUUAACGGAUUUUGUGUUUUUAGUGACACAGCAGCAGCAUGACGGGUUUGAUGCUUUCUUAGCCAAUCACAAUGACACUUGAGAUGAGGAAGAAGGAGUCAAAUUACGAAGUGGCGACGCUCAAACUGGCUCUUUUUCACUCAGACGUUACAGGAAAUAUGGUUUUUAUGGUUUUCUUGUGUUAAUAAAUGUCUAUAUGUAUAUGUGUGCUGCUUUUUUCACCUCAUACACUUUUAAUCAAAGAUAAAUAUGUUUUAA
Molecule: messenger RNA, 1970 nt
Organism: Poecilia reticulata (guppy)
Lineage: Eukaryota; Metazoa; Chordata; Actinopteri; Cyprinodontiformes; Poeciliidae
Product: claudin-4-like
Cellular component (GO): bicellular tight junction; membrane
Molecular function (GO): structural molecule activity
Source: RefSeq, a predicted model, not a curated record